This is a messenger RNA of Nilaparvata lugens (brown planthopper), 1785 nucleotides long. Its product is annotated as zinc finger protein 75A-like. Bases 24 to 1553 code for a protein of 509 amino acids. The record is from RefSeq and is a predicted model, not a curated record. Gene Ontology annotation, biological process: regulation of transcription by RNA polymerase II; sensory perception of taste. Lineage: Eukaryota; Metazoa; Arthropoda; Insecta; Hemiptera; Delphacidae. The transcript has 7 exons. Gene Ontology annotation, molecular function: RNA polymerase II cis-regulatory region sequence-specific DNA binding; DNA-binding transcription factor activity. Gene Ontology annotation, cellular component: membrane.
AAUCCUCUAAAAUAUUGCAGGCCAUGCACGAAACAGUGACAGGCGCCGAGAUCAGGCUAGCCAACCUGGCAACACUGAUUGUUGUCUACACAGUUGGCAGCCUGAUUGUGUCGGUAUCCAUAGAUGUGUUCGAGUCCUACUUCAUUCUCUCUCACUUGCACUGGACGCAAGUACUGCCCUUCAUGUUCAUUACGAUGGACACCUUCUGCUUCACAGCAGGCUGGGCGUUCUCUUGCUACUACUUGGGACGUGUCUGUGACUCAGUUUACAACAGUUUGGAGCUGGCUUGCAGAAAUAGAAGAGCCGACUCGAUAGAUGCGCACCGCCAGCUGUGGCUGGAACUGUGUCAACUCUAUGAUGACUACUGCUCGUCGCAAGAGUACCGCAUGCUGGCCAUGUUGCUUCUGAUGCUGGUUUGCUUAGUGAUCAGCUGUUAUGGAGUGGUCAACACACUCUAUGCUAGUGGUGAUGGCCACUCUAUUCUAGCUGCCGCCUCGUUCGCUGUGCCGUUACUCUAUGCCAUCUGCCUGCUCGUUGUUAUCUGCGAGUGCGGGCAUCGUGCUUCGAUCAAGAUUGGUGAAGAUUUUUUCAAAAAGCUAGAUUGGAUUGAAAGUAGCUCUUUCACUCCACUACAAUGGCAUCAGAUGGAUACAUUUAUGGAAUGCAUAGAAAUCGCUCAACCAGCCGCUAGAGUUUGUGGAAUAUUCACAAUUAACAGGAAGCUUUUUAUGCAAACUAAGCCAAAGUAUGACGAGAGUCAAAAGCCAGAACAAGGAAUAGAGGUCAAUCAAAGUAGUCAGAUUGAAGAUGGCCAGUCAAUAACAGAACCUUUCGAGCAGAUAUUCAUCAAAGAGGAAUUCAUUGAAGAAGACAAUGAAUUACAAAUGUCUGCUGAAGUGUCACAGGAAAGUCAUCAAUCAAAUGUCGACUUUGUUGGAGCCGAAGAAAGACAGAGACAUGACAAUGAGAAAGAUGAAGAGUCAAGAUCAUGCGAAUCUCAACGUCCAGUGUUCAAUUGUGCUCAGUCUAGUCAUAAAACAAAGCUAUCCGCCAGUUCAAAAAAGAAUAACAGAAGAUACAAACGUAAAAACUCGAACAAAUGUGAAUACUGUGAAUAUACGACCUCGUAUCCGACUAUUUUGAAAAAUCACAUUCGAACGCAUACCGGCGAAAAGCCUUUCAAGUGUAAUCACUGUGACUAUAAAUGUGCUCAAUCAGGUACUUUGAAACAUCACAUUAAAAUUCAUUCAGGCGAAAGGAAUUUCAAAUGUGAGUUCUGUGACUACAGAAGUUCUCACUUAGGUAAUUUGAAAAGUCACAUUAGAACCCAUACUGGUGAAAAGCCUUUCAAAUGUGAUCAGUGUGAGUAUAGAUGUACUCAGUUGGUUACUUUGAAAAACCACAUAAGAAUCCAUAGAGGCCUUUCAAAUGUGACUACAGAAAAUGUUCUCAAUCAGAACUGGCCUCAAGCAGACACCCUUCCAACGGUAGAACCGAUAGCACGGCGCUUAAUCUGCAUAAAUAGCAGAGAUCUUAAUAUGUGGCAUAAGUGAUGUCUUUAACUGCAAGGAUAAACACUCUCCAAAGUUUGAAUAUAUAAAGGAAGCAGAGGUGGGCUCCGAACCCCCUGAGUGUCAACAUGAUUGUAAUGACGGCCAUUCAAGGUAGGUGGAAACUAGUAGUUCUGUGAACAGUAGACCUUACGCAGUAUUCUCAUCCACAAGUAUCUAUUGAAACUAUAGACCUUAUGGAAAUACAGCAAUAGACUGGCUUCUCUACACAUCU